GAUUUAAUAAGACACAUAAAUUUCAAUUGUAAAGUGUUGAAAAGACAGUUUUAAAUAAAUGUCGACAACAGUCCUCUAUUUGUAUUUUAACCAAAGUGGAACACGACACUAUGACACUGCCUUCAUAACAAGCUUUUCUUGCUCCUUAGAAUAACACUACGUGCCUUUUCGUCUGUAACGUUUGGAUCACUUCAACGCUCUCUCUUCCCUUUAAACGAUGAUCAUCUGAUUAAGCUCUAACCUUGGGGAGCAAUUGAAGUGACACACUCUCUGAAGCCUAUGUGUAUCAAACUGUAUUUGUUCGUGGCUUCUAGACCAGGUUAGAGAAUCACCUGCAAGACUAAUCAAUCUCAUUUUAUUAAUGCACAGAAAAAUUUCUGUUCACAAAACCUUGACAAAGAAUGGUUCCUUGAGUACUUAAUUGUGUUUGAGGGUUUGUGCCUGAAAUGGAGAAAAAGGGGAAGGUACUGAUGGAGAAGUAUGAGUUUGGGAGACUAUUAGGCAAAGGAAACUUUGCAAAGGUGUACCAUGCAAGGGACAUUCGAACCGGUGACAAUGUUGCAGUUAAGGUUAUUGACAAGGAGAAAGUCCUAAAACUUGGGCUGAUGGAUCAGACGAAGCGCGAGAUAUCUAUUAUGAGACUGGUUAAACACCCAAAUGUUUUGCAGCUUUAUGAGGUCUUGGCCACCAAAACCAAGAUUUACUUCAUCAUAGAAUACGCAAAAGGGGGUGAGCUGUUCAACAAGAUAGCGAAAGGUAGGCUCCAUGAGAACAUGGUGAGGAAGUACUUUCAACAAUUGAUCAGUGCUGUUGAUUUUUGCCACAGGAAGGGUGUUUAUCACAGGGAUUUGAAGCCGGAAAACUUGCUCUUGGAUGAGAAUGGAAUUCUCAAAGUAGCAGAUUUUGGAUUGAGCGCACUCGUUGAAUCUCAUAGCCGAGGAAUCAUGCUUCACACAAUGUGUGGAACUCCUGCAUAUGUUGCUCCUGAUGUUAUAUUAUGCAAACAAGGGUAUGAUGGAGCAAAAGCUGAUAUAUGGUCUUGUGGAGUGAUCUUAUUUGUCCUUUCGGCCGGUCAUUUGCCAUUCAAUGAUUUGAAUAUAAUGGCACUGUAUAAGAAAAUAGGCAGGGCAGAAUACAAAUGUCCAAAAUGGUUUUCAUUUGAAGUGCGCCGGCUAUUAGCGAGGAUCCUUGACCCUAACCCGGAUACUAGGAUAACCAUGGCAAAAGUUUUACGAAAUUCAUGGUUCAGAAAAGGAUUAAUUUCCAAAUCUUUUCAAGUGAUAGGAGAGGUUACCGAUGCGGCUUCAGCUGAUUCUGAAGAAGCUCUUGCCUUUUCUGAGAAUGGAGGCGAGGCACAUCAAGCAUUGCUUAGGCCUACAUCUUUAAAUGCUUUUGAUAUAAUUUCUCAAUCCGUCGGGCUUGACUUGUCUGGCCUGUUUUCAAACAAUGAUGAAAACGACUUAGAUGAGGAUAUCAAAUUUACAUCUACGAGCUCUGCCAUGUCUAUCAUGUCAACAAUGGAGGAUAUUGCGCACAACCUGAGUAUGAAAAUAAUGAAGAAGGAUGGGGGGUUGCUGAAAUUGGAGAGAUCCAGAGAAUUUAGAAAAGGGCCACUUUCCAUUGAGGCUGAGAUUUUUGAGUUCACUCCAUCAUUCCAUUUAGUUGAGAUAAAGAAAUCAUCUGGUGAUACUCUAGAAUACCAGAAGAUAUUGAAGGAGAAUAUAAGACCAGCUCUAAAAGACAUUGUCUGGGUUUGGCAAGGUGAGGAGGAGCAAGAGAUGUAGCAAGGUUUUCUUCUCCAUGAAAGAUUCAUUAACUUCAUAUUCUGAAUUACUUCUGUGACAAAGAUACCAUGGUAAUUGAACUACUGAUAUUUUAUACCAUGGUAAUUGAACUAUUGACAAAGAUAUUCUGAAUUAUUCUACAUGGUUUUUCUUGAGAAUUAUGCCUGCGGAAGUAUAAACGGUCAUUAAUCAUACCAUUCUUAUAAGAUGUCAUUAUGUCAUACUUUAUUUACAUGAAUUUUGUAUAGAAAAUGAUGGCUUAAUACUACUGAUUGCUGAAUCAAACUUUCGUUUGUAAUAAAUGAACUAAAUCCUGGUCCUCCAUAUUUUAUUUAAUUUGCUAGUUAAUUUUUUUUUCCCA
Lotus japonicus is the source of this 2145-nucleotide messenger RNA. Its product is annotated as CBL-interacting protein kinase 2-like. The record is from RefSeq and is a predicted model, not a curated record. The transcript is spliced from 3 exons. The coding region runs from base 447 to 1784 and encodes 445 amino acids. Gene Ontology annotation, molecular function: ATP binding; protein kinase activity. Gene Ontology annotation, biological process: signal transduction; protein phosphorylation. NCBI's taxonomy places the organism in Eukaryota, Viridiplantae, Streptophyta, Magnoliopsida, Fabales, Fabaceae.